AUGUCCGAGCUUCCUGCAUCACGGGUCACCGCGGCGCGGCCAUUUUCCGUCUCAGGAGUGGACUACUGGGGUCCAAUUCUACUCAAGCCAGUCAGUCGAAAGGCAGCUCCACGAAAGGCUUACGUAGCUGUUUUUAUUUGCUUCAACACAAAAACAGUACAUCUGGAGCUCGUUCCUGAUUUGAGCACAGCAAAAUUUAUCCAGGCACUGCGCAGGUUCGUCUCACAACGAGGAAUCUGCUCCGAAAUCCACAGCGACAACGGGAGAAAUUUUGUGGGCGCAGCAAACGAGCUUCGUCGUCUAUUCCGCAACGAGCAUCACCAGCAGGCAGUUGAACAAGAAUGCAUGAAGAAUGGAAUACGCUGGUGCUUCAAUCCUCCUAAGGUUUCUAACUUCGGGGGCUUGUGGGAGGCUGCUAUCGCGUCAGCACAGAAGCAUUUCUACCGUGUUCUCGGACCCAACAAACUAGCUGACGACGACAUGCAAACUCUACUCAAGCAGAUCGAGUGUUGCCUGAACUCUAGGCCACUCGUUCCUCUCAGCGACGACCACACCGAUUUCCAACCACUCACUCCCGGACACUUUUUGAUUGGUUCUGCGAUGAAAGCAAUUCCGGACAUGGACCUCACGAAAAUUCCCUCCAAUCGACUUCGACACUGGGAGCACACGCACAAACUUUUCCAACAUCUGUGGCAGCGAUGGCACAACGAAUAUCUUUCGACGCUUCAACCACGAUCGAAGUGGUGCAAUCCACCUGUAGUCAUCGAGAAAGGUCGCCUGGUGGUUAUAAAGGACGAGAACACUCCUCCUGUGCACUGGCCGACAGGACGAAUCAUCGAACUGCACCCCGGAGCAGACGGGAUCACUCGAGUGGUAACUCUUCAAACACCCAGCGGAAAAUUUGUGCGGCCCGUAUCGAAGAUAUGCUUGCUACCCAUCGCGACAACACAACCAGCAACACCAUCAGAAGAACCAACGAAGACAACAGAAUUAUAA
Molecule: messenger RNA, 996 nt
Organism: Toxorhynchites rutilus septentrionalis
Lineage: Eukaryota; Metazoa; Arthropoda; Insecta; Diptera; Culicidae
Exons: 1
Coding region: 1-996 (331 amino acids)
Biological process (GO): DNA integration
Molecular function (GO): nucleic acid binding
Source: RefSeq, a predicted model, not a curated record